Protopolystoma xenopodis is the source of this 198-nucleotide messenger RNA. The record is from the annotation of a GenBank genome assembly. Lineage: Eukaryota; Metazoa; Platyhelminthes; Monogenea; Polystomatidea; Polystomatidae.
GUGGUGGUUGGCCCACAAUCAAUCCCGGGAACCUUGAACGUCACAUGGACCCUCGGUGCCGCCCACUUGUCCAGCAUUUCCUACUUCGUUCUCGAGGCUCGCUCUCGCUUCGACCCACUCAACCAAUGGACGGUGAUUCUGUCCAACCUCAGCAUCGACAAGACAUUCACAGUGACUUCGGUUGUAACUAGUGCGUAA